CACUGAAAAGGCAACAUCACUGCAUUAGAAGAUAUAAGAUUAUAUGACAACACUGCUUCUUGUUGGGAGUCACAAGGUUCUUUUAAUCAAAGUGUUUAGGCAUCAAAUCAUCCACUCAGAUAAAACAUGAAAACUUUGAGAUGAAUGAGGAAGUAACUAUAGUUCUGGGCAAUGAAACUUGUGAUGUUGAUUCUGCAGUGUGCUCACUAGUGUAUGCAUAUAUAAGACAGGGCCUUAGUGCUGUGUUGCAAGAAACCAAACACUAUAUACCUGUGCUUAAUAUAAAUGAAGAAGAUAAAGUACUCAAAGCUGAAGUAUUCUAUUUUCUUGAAAAAUAUGGUGUACCAGUUGACUGCUUGCAAUUUAGGGAUACAAUAGACCUCAAACAUAUCAGGUCAUCUACACAUUUGGAAGUCAUAUUAGUUGACCAGCAUACUUUAUCAGAGAGGGAUCUAUGGCUGAAGUCACAUGUGUCAGAAGUUAUUGACCAUAGACCUUUAGACCCAGACUGGGAUUGGAAGAAUACUUCGAAAACAGUUGAAUCUGUUGCAUCCUGUGCAACUUUGAUAGCAGAGAAACUUAUAAAUCAAGAUGCACUUCCAGUUCCUCGCAGUAUGCUCAUACUGUUAUAUGGUGCAAUACUUUUAGACACAUGGUGUUUUGCAGAAAAUCCCAAAUUAUAUACUGAGAAGGAUAAAAUAAUUGUGGAGGAGCUAUACAGAAAAAUCAGCUACCCAACUUUUGUGGGUCUUUUGAAGGAUGAAGAGUUAAUUGAUGGUGACCAUUUAUUUGAAGACCUUUUGUCUGUUCGUUGCAAUUUAACACACUUGACAGUACUGCAGAUACUGAAGAAAGACUUAAAAAUUUCAUGUGGAAUACCAAUUCCUGUGCUUCCUGUUCUAGUUCAGGAAUUUUUGAAAUUACAUACUAUUGAGGAACUGCAGAAGUUCACAAAAGAUUUUGAAUAUAAAGGCAUUAUCUUAAUAGGAGUAACAUUUUCAAAUGGCAGAUAUGCACAAGACAUAGCAGUAUUCUCAACAGACAAAUAUUUCUUGGACUUGAUGACAGAUACAUUGGUUACCUCAAGAGACCCUGACCUCCAGCUGAAUGAAGUGACAGUCUACGCUAACAUGGAGUAUAUAAAAGUCUUCACACAACAAAAUUUUAAAGCAACUAGGAAACAAAUUCUGCCCAUUGUGAGGGAAUUUAUGAGACAUUUCCUAAGUCCUCCAACAGAAGGUUGAGUCUCGUGCCUCCAUUAUAGGCAGGGAUGUGUGUGUUUCAUUUUGUUUUUCCAUUUAAGAACAGAUAUGUUGAUUUUCUUUUAGUAUUGCUACUAAUGCAUGUCAAAUUAGUAAUAUUGUAGAGAGACAUUGAAAGUAAAAAUUGUACUGUAAUUUGUAUCCUUAUGUACCUUAAGUGUUUUUCUUUUUCAGUGUUGUAUUGUGUUAAUGUAGUGUUACCUUGACUCUCAUCUCUCUAUGAACAAGCCUUUUUAAAAAUUUUCAUUGACUAUAGCAUCAGUGCCUUUGUGAUCCCUUAGUUUGCUAUUAUUACACAACAUAUAUAACACAGGUACAGUAAAUAUUAUCUAUGACUGCAUAAUAUUGCAGUGCUAAUAUGAAUUACGUGAUAACCAAAUGCAUUAGUUUUAAGAACUCCUGUCUGGACAUUCUUCAAUGGUUUAGAAAUAAUUGGCCAAUAGAAUGUUUUUAACUUGCUCUUGAAGUUCACUGUAAUACACAGAAUAUAUUUAAAAUUCUGUGUUAGAUUGUUAAAUACAUAUGUCCCAAUUUAUGUGAUAUUAUGUACUAAUAUUGUAACUUUGAAGACUUUGUAGAAAGUGUAUUUGGCUGUAAGAUUGUGAAAAUACUUUGUACUAUGCUUUUACAAGAGAAACACUGCAUUACUGAGUGUAUGUAUUGUUAUUGUCUGAUAGUGUUCAAAAUACCAAGCUUUCUAAAGAGUUCUCUGCAGGGCGUCAUGAGACUAUUCACAGGUUCAGUUCUCAUAGCAUUAUUCCUUUUUCAGUAAAUUUUACUUCUGUUAGUUGCAAUCUCUCUUUCUCCCUCUCUCUCUCUCUCUACCUCCCUCCUAUUCUCCCCCUCUCUCCACCUCCCUCUACCCUUACCAUCCCCUUCCCCCUCACCCUCCCACCCCAGGACAGUUUGCAUACAUGUAUGCUGAAUGAUCCAUCUUCUUUGUUUCAUCACCUACAUCUGUAAUCACACAGCUGAACUGCAUUGAGUCUAGGGUGUGUUUUUUUCCAAUUCAGGUUGUGAUUUGUCCGUAGUCCUAAUAAGAGAAUUCCAUCUACUGCCCGUAUUUUGUUGUUUGAGUAGACUACAACUAGGUGGUGCAUUUUUGUGCACAUAUAGAUCAUGUUUUGUAUUUUAAUUGAAUCUUUUUUUUAUUUAGUAUACAAUGCAUAUUCCAUCAAAUCUGACCCACUCGCUGAGUAAAUAUAAAGCAAGGAUUGCGUACAAAAAGAAGAUAACUACACAAUACACUUGAUAUGGUCACAUAUUCACAUUCUGAAAAUAAGUAAUCACAUACUUUUAUAAAACUGUUGCACACACUGUUAUAAAACUGUUGCACAUUACUUUUACUGCAGAAGAUAGAUUUGUAACAUAGGCAUUGAAAAUCAAAAUUAAAGAGAACAUGAAACUUCUUAUCUGAUUAUUAGUAGCAUGCUGGAGCACACUAUCCACCCAAGUGUUAACAGAACCGUGUGUGAUCCAUUGUGCACAUAUAAGUUACUUAUUUAUGACUGAUAAGUAACCAUCGAUAAGAUGAAACAUACAGAAAGGAAGGUCAUCGUUUCUAUACAGCAACAACAUACUCAAAAUUCUUUGUUAUUACUACACAUCACAUACCAAAUUUAAUCACAUAUUUACCCACUG
Messenger RNA from Schistocerca serialis cubense, 2903 nucleotides. RefSeq names its product exopolyphosphatase PRUNE1-like. The transcript has 6 exons. Gene Ontology annotation, molecular function: exopolyphosphatase activity. Gene Ontology annotation, cellular component: cytoplasm. Lineage: Eukaryota; Metazoa; Arthropoda; Insecta; Orthoptera; Acrididae. The record is from RefSeq and is a predicted model, not a curated record. The coding region runs from base 141 to 1244 and encodes 367 amino acids.